Messenger RNA from Oncorhynchus tshawytscha (Chinook salmon), 2521 nucleotides. RefSeq names its product protein-serine O-palmitoleoyltransferase porcupine. Gene Ontology annotation, biological process: canonical Wnt signaling pathway; Wnt protein secretion; protein palmitoylation. Gene Ontology annotation, cellular component: endoplasmic reticulum; membrane. The record is from RefSeq and is a predicted model, not a curated record. Lineage: Eukaryota; Metazoa; Chordata; Actinopteri; Salmoniformes; Salmonidae. The transcript has 14 exons. Gene Ontology annotation, molecular function: Wnt-protein binding; palmitoleoyltransferase activity. The coding region runs from base 239 to 1591 and encodes 450 amino acids.
CAUUUGGAAUAUAGCAUGUGGAUUCCGCUUGCAUUCAGUAUGCAAACACACAGAGAGAGCUCAUAGAAUGGUGUCCCCUGGUGGACAGUGUUGCCAGUGAUUAUGAAGAGUCGAAAUACGAAUGUCUUUCAAGUAGGGGACGAGAGGACGCGGACAUUGGCAUAGUACAGGACGAGUAGGACACGAAUCAGACAAGUGAAAACUAUUUCAGUGAGAGCAAGGCAGUUGAGGCUACACCAUGGAGUUCAGCAGGAUAGAGUUCUUCCAGGAGCUAGGGGAGAGCUGUGUGCUCCCUACGGCACAGCAGGGAGUGGAACAGGUCUGGCAGCUACUGCUCCUCUGCCUGCUCUGUCGACUCCUCUGUAGGCUGGUAGGUCUCUCAUCUUCUGUGAAACACUUGGGCUCAGUGUCAGCGGGUCUAUAUGCCCUCUACCUGUUCUUUGAGCAGUCCAUGGUGUGGGUGUUAAUGCUCAGUAUGCUCUGCUACACGGUCCUGUUCCUCAACCGCCACUCCAGCAGCCGAGGAAUCUUCCUCUCUGCCACUAUCCUCAUCUAUCUACUCAUGGGAGAGCUGCAUAUGAUUGACACAGUGACCUGGCAUAAAAUGAGAGGUUCCCAGAUGGUGGUGGCCAUGAAGGCCAUUUCUCUGGCCUUUGACCUGGACAGAGGCACUGUGCUCGCUGUGCCCAACCCUCUGGAGUUCACAGGCUACAUUCUCUUUGUGGGCACUGUCAUCUUUGGACCCUGGAUUAGCUACUCAAGCUACAAAGAGGCCAUUGAGAGCCGUAAACUAAGUUGGUCCUGGCUCCAGAAGUUUUCAAUCAGCUGGGUGAAAUGCCAGGUAUGCUUGGUGAUAUCCAACUGCAUCGCCCCAUACCUCUUCCCUUACUUCAUUCCAAUCCACGGGAGCAGAGGACUGCGCACGUGGCUCCAUGCGUAUGAGAAUGCUGUAUCCUUCCACUUCAGUAACUACUUUGUGGGCCACCUCAGCGAAAGUACUACUGUGCUGGCAGGGGCAGGUUUCACUGAAGACAAAGACAAUGUCAAAUGGGAUCUGAAAGUGGUUAAGCCUCUGAAUGUGGAGUUGCCCAGGUCCAUGGUGCUGGUGGUGACCUCCUGGAACAUCCCCAUGUCUCGCUGGCUCAACAUAUAUGUUUUCAAAAGUGCUUUGAAACUUGGCACAUUUUCUUCCAUCAUUGUGACUUACACAGCCAGUGCCCUACUACAUGGCCUCAGCUUCCAUCUUGGGGCCGUGCUGCUGUCUCUGGGCUUCAUCACCUACGUGGAACAUGUUCUGAGGAAGAGGCUGGCAGCCAUCUUUAGUGCCUGUAUCCUGUCCAAACAGUGUCCCAACAAUUGCCAUCAUCAGCAGAAGAAGGAGCUGUGGGUGUAUGGCAUCAACCUGGCCUUCAGUGCCAUGGCCAUCUUCCACCUGACAUACCUGGGCUCCCUGUUUGAUGCUGAAGUAGACAACUUGGCUGCAGAGGAGGGUUAUGUGGCCAACCACACCAUUCAGAAGUGGUCAGAGUUGAACUGGGCCAGCCACUGGCUGGUGUUCGGCAGCUGGCUCUUCUACCGCCUCAUUCAGUAAUCUCAUUCUGCGAAGGUCUGUACUGAACAGAAGACAAAAGCGUGGUCCAAAAAGAACAGAAGACAAAAGCCUGGUCCAAAAAGAACCCUUAGUUCACAGGUGGGCCAUCUUACCUAGCAAGGUCUGGUGUGGGUAAAGACUUAGUGGACACGGAGCAGCGAAGUGUAGAGCCAGGACAAUUGUCCCACACCAUCAUGACUGGAAGAAUGCUGCAUUGUUUACCAGGGUCUUUCUGUAUUUGUUUGUUGUGGUGAACCAGUCACACACAAGUUCAUUGCUAUGAUGCAUCACACUGUUGAGAUUGAGAACCAGAGGUAGGCUGAAGAUUUGUCAGUGGCUUCUGUAUAGGCUACUGUUCAUCUUCAGGUCUUUUGGAGUUUGAUCACACACAAUCAUUAUGAAUAUUUAUGCUUCUGUGUAUAUCAGUAGCACCUAUUAGCCUUCUCACACUGCAUUGUUCUUAGCCCCAGGCUAAGACUGGGCCCUGGGCUAGCUUAUCCUGUGUUCAUACAAGCACUUGUUAACCUGGGGCUAAGGUGCAGUGUGCCUUAAGUGAAUGUAUUAUGUUGGACCAUUAAUGUUAUAUAAUUAGGCGGGGGGGGGGUGUAUGGCCAGUAUACCACGGCUAAGGGCUGUUCUUUUGCACGACGCAACAUGGAGUGCCUUGAUUCAGCCCUUAACCGUGGUACAUUGGCCAUAUACCACAAACCCUGAGUUGUCUUAUUGCUAUUAUAAACUGGUUACCAAUGUAAUUAGAGCAGUAAAAAUAAAUGUUUUGUCAUACCUGUGGUAUACGGUCUGAUAUACCACAGCUGUCAGCCAAUCAGCAUUCAGGGCUUGAACCACCCAGUUUAUAAUACAUGAUCUCGAUGGAGGUACUUUUUUUUCUACUUAUGUAUCUGUUUUUCUAUUAAAGACAUUUUAUUUCUA